This is a messenger RNA of Lodderomyces elongisporus, 2691 nucleotides long. RefSeq names its product H(+)-exporting P2-type ATPase (gene PMA1). The coding region runs from base 1 to 2691 and encodes 896 amino acids. Gene Ontology annotation, biological process: proton export across plasma membrane; regulation of intracellular pH. NCBI's taxonomy places the organism in Eukaryota, Fungi, Ascomycota, Pichiomycetes, Serinales, Debaryomycetaceae. The record is from RefSeq and is a predicted model, not a curated record. Gene Ontology annotation, cellular component: plasma membrane. Gene Ontology annotation, molecular function: P-type proton-exporting transporter activity; ATP binding; ATP hydrolysis activity. The transcript has a single exon.
AUGAGUGCUACACAACCUACCAACGAAAAGAUUGAGAAGAAUCAAUCUGACGACGAAGAUGAAGACAUUGACGCUUUAGUCGCUGAGUUGCAAUCCAACCCAGGUGCAAUUGACGAAGAAGAAGAGGAAGACAAUGAAGCUUCCUUCAAAGCCGUCCCAGAAGAACUCUUGCAAACCGACCCAAGAACCGGUUUGACCGACGACGAAGUCCACAAGAGAAGAAAGAGAUAUGGUUUGAAUCAAAUGGCUGAGGAAAGUGAAAACUUGGUUGUUAAAUUCGCCAUGUUCUUUGUUGGUCCAAUUCAAUUCGUUAUGGAGGCCGCUGCCGUCUUGGCUGCCGGUUUGGAAGAUUGGGUCGAUUUCGGUGUUAUCUGUGCUUUGCUUUUGUUGAAUGCUUUUGUCGGUUUCAUCCAAGAAUACCAAGCUGGUUCCAUUGUUGAUGAAUUGAAGAAGACCUUGGCCAACACCGCCUUGGUUGUCCGUAACGGUCAAUUGGUUGAAAUCCCAGCCAAUGAAGUUGUCCCAGGUGACAUUUUGCAAUUGGAAGACGGUACCGUUAUCCCAACCGAUGGUAGAAUUGUUUCCGAAGACUGUCUUUUGCAAGUUGAUCAAUCCGCUAUCACUGGUGAAUCCUUGGCUGUUGACAAGAGACACGGUGACAACUGUUACUCCUCAUCCACUGUCAAGACUGGUGAAGCCUUUAUGGUUGUUACCGCUACUGGUGACAAUACCUUUGUCGGUAGAGCUGCUUCUUUGGUUAACAAGGCUUCUUCAGGUACUGGUCACUUUACCGAAGUCUUGAACGGUAUCGGUACUACCUUGUUGGUCUUUGUCAUUGUUACCUUGUUGGUUGUCUGGGUUGCUUGUUUCUACAGAACUGUUAGAAUUGUCCCAAUCUUGAGAUACACCUUGGCCAUCACCAUUAUUGGUGUCCCAGUUGGUUUGCCAGCUGUCGUUACCACCACCAUGGCUGUCGGUGCUGCUUACUUGGCUAAGAAGCAAGCUAUUGUGCAAAAAUUGUCUGCUAUCGAAUCUUUGGCUGGUGUCGAAAUCUUGUGUUCUGACAAGACUGGUACUUUGACUAAGAACAAGUUGUCUCUUCACGAACCAUACACUGUUGAAGGUGUCGAACCAGAUGACUUGAUGUUGACUGCUUGUCUUGCUGCUUCAAGAAAGAAGAAGGGUUUGGAUGCUAUUGACAAGGCCUUUUUGAAAUCAUUGAUUAACUACCCAAGAGCCAAGGCUGCUUUGCCAAAAUACAAGGUUAUCGAGUUCCAACCAUUCGACCCUGUCUCAAAGAAGGUUACCGCUAUUGUUGAAUCACCAGAAGGUGAAAGAAUUAUUUGUGUUAAAGGUGCUCCACUUUUCGUCUUGAAGACUGUUGAAGAUGACCACCCAAUCCCUGAAGAUAUCCACGAAAACUACCAAAACACCGUUGCUGAAUUUGCUUCUAGAGGUUUCAGAUCUCUUGGUGUUGCUAGAAAGAGAGGUGAAGGUCACUGGGAAAUCUUGGGUAUUAUGCCAUGUAUGGAUCCUCCAAGAGACGAUACCGCUGCUACUGUUAACGAAGCUAGAAGAUUGGGUUUGAGAGUCAAGAUGUUAACUGGUGAUGCCGUUGGUAUUGCUAAGGAAACUUGUCGUCAAUUGGGUUUGGGUACUAACAUUUACGAUGCUGACAGAUUGGGUCUUUCCGGUGGUGGUGACAUGGCUGGUUCCGAGAUUGCUGACUUUGUUGAAAAUGCCGAUGGUUUUGCUGAAGUUUUCCCACAACACAAGUAUAACGCUGUUGAGAUUUUGCAAUCUAGAGGUUACUUGGUUGCCAUGACUGGUGACGGUGUUAACGAUGCCCCAUCAUUGAAGAAGGCUGACACUGGUAUUGCUGUUGAAGGUGCUACCGAUGCCGCUCGUUCUGCUGCUGAUAUUGUUUUCCUUGCCCCAGGUUUGUCUGCCAUUAUUGAUGCCUUGAAGACCUCGAGACAAAUUUUCCACAGAAUGUACUCUUAUGUUGUUUACCGUAUUGCUUUGUCAUUGCACUUGGAAUUGUUCCUUGGUUUGUGGAUUGCUAUCUUGAACCACUCCUUGAACAUUGACUUGGUUGUGUUUAUUGCUAUCUUUGCUGAUGUUGCCACCUUGGCCAUUGCUUACGACAAUGCUCCAUACGACCCUAAACCAGUUAAGUGGAACACCCCAAGAUUGUGGGGUAUGUCCAUCAUUUUGGGAAUAAUUUUGGCUGUUGGUACCUGGAUUACUUUGACCACCAUGUUCUUGCCAAAGGGUGGUAUCAUUCAAAACUUUGGUGGUCUUGACGGUAUUUUGUUUUUGCAAAUCUCCUUGACUGAGAACUGGUUGAUUUUCAUCACCAGAGCUCAAGGUCCAUUCUGGUCAUCAAUCCCAUCAUGGCAAUUGUCUGGUGCUGUGUUUAUCGUUGAUAUCAUUGCUACUAUGUUCACCUUGUUUGGCUGGUGGUCACAAAACUGGACCGAUAUUGUCACUGUUGUGCGUAUCUGGGUCUGGUCAUUUGGUGUCUUCUGUGUCAUGGGUGGUGCAUACUACUUGAUGAGUGAAUCACAAGCCUUUGACAACUUCUGUAACGGUAAGCCAAGCGCAAAGCACCAAAGAGACUCUAGAUCUUUGGAAGAUUUCCUUGUCUCCAUGCAAAGAGUUUCUACUCAACACGAAAAAUCUACUUAG